AUGAAAGAAGGUGCCCAGACAACAAAGGAAGCAGGCCAAGAUCUCGGUGAUGCGUUCAGGGAGUUAAAAGCGGGUUAUCAAGCAGGCCGUAACAACAACUCUCAACACUGCCAAAAAGAAACAGAAAGGAAUGGUCAGAAAAAUGCACAGAAUAAUGGCUCUCAGAAUUACCAGAAAGAAACAAAAAAGGAUGGUCCGAAAGAUGCACAAAAGAACGAUUUUCAACAUCUCGAGAAAGAAACAGAGAAGGAUGGUCAGACAGAUGCACCAAAGAAUUAA
Messenger RNA from Cylicostephanus goldi, 279 nucleotides. The record is from the annotation of a GenBank genome assembly. Lineage: Eukaryota; Metazoa; Nematoda; Chromadorea; Rhabditida; Strongylidae.